Messenger RNA from Anopheles maculipalpis, 1782 nucleotides. RefSeq lists its product as uncharacterized. The coding region runs from base 1 to 1782 and encodes 593 amino acids. The record is from RefSeq and is a predicted model, not a curated record. The transcript has 3 exons. Lineage: Eukaryota; Metazoa; Arthropoda; Insecta; Diptera; Culicidae.
AUGGUCGAACAUUACAAAAUGUGCUCCAUCAGCAAACAAACGCUCUGUACAGUGCUUUUCCUGCUGUAUACCGUCCCGAACGUUACACAGUGCACACUGCACGAAAUGGUAGAUGCAAUAGCCGCGUUGGACAAUGCAAGUGAUACGAGUGGUACCAACGUUUGCAUAUUUUCCACUGCUAAUUCAUCGCUCGCCCUGUUUUCCCCGCUGCUGAUUCCAACGCUGAUUUCAAAAUAUCCGACGACGUUUUUAACCAUGAAGAAUUACGUUGAUGUUGAGUCAACUAAUCUCGCAAGUUUGGUGCUGCUGGAUUUAACGGCCUACCACUACGAGUUUCCAUUCAAGUUUAUACAGCAGCGUCUUAAUCAUCAUUCGUGCUAUAAAAAGUCGGCCAAAUUUAUUGUCCUAAUGGGUGGAGCGAGCUUUCAGCGGAAAGAAACUGCGAUCAAGUAUUUGGAAAAGUAUUUUAUCAUGGACUAUAUACUCGUACCGCUUAGUAAUGCGUCCAGCCCAGUAACGGUGUACACGAAGCAUCAAUUCACUGGCGAAGAGUACUACUUUCGCUCGUCGGAUCGUCCCGUGGAGCGAUUUUUCCCCAGCAAACUGCGGAACCUUAACGGCUACACGUUCACGAUGAACGGCCCCACCAUCUAUCCCUACAUGUUGUUCCUAGAGCCCGCCGGUCAAGCAACUGGCUUGGUACCGAACCUUGUGAAGCAUGUCAUCCGGGACCUCUGCAAUGGUUCCACGUACUUCACGGACGACCCUAAGUAUCGCCGCGUCGUGCACGGACUAUUCAACGUGCCGAUCGAACGUUUUCACUAUCAGCAAACGAUCUACUUUCGGGAGGAAACGGGCAUCUACAUCGUUUGCCCUAUACAUACGGUACGCGAUUUUCUGCGCCAUCUGUUAAAACCAUUCUCGAUUGGCAUCUGGAUUGUUCUGACCGGACUGUUCGUGUUCUGCCGUGUGCUACAGAUUCUCUUUCCAACCAUCUACCAGUACGAUCUGAUCUCGCUCACAUUCUUCGGUGGUGGUGGGGUGGAAUAUCUGCAACCGUUUGCAUUCCGCAUCAUAACGCUAACGCUUGCCGUGCUGAUGUUUUUCCUGUCAGAGGCGUACAACACCAAAAUCAUCUCGCUCAUGUCGCUGUCAAAGUUUUACGUACAACCGCAAACGCUUGACGAACUGCAUAAUACGGACUAUCGCAUCCUUUCGACGCGGUCCGGCAGCAAGCAUCUUGGUGCCAUUUCGGACAACUAUCUGUCCUACCCGGCGACGUUGCGCGAGGAACAGCGACUGGGCGAUGAGGUGCACGCGCACUACUGCUCGGCGAUGCAUUUGGGAAACGCAUGGAUAGCUGUGUCAAAGCGGAUACACCACAUCUUAGGUCCGAGGUACAUCGUGGAGGAACCACUGUUUCGCGACAAAAAUCUUAUCCAGCUCGAACAGCAUACACCGUUUUUCCGCCUGUUUGAGGACGCGUUUGGUAUGCUAAACGAUAACGGGUUUUGGUCCUACCGGUUACGGUGGGCACAGGAUAUCACGCAGGCAAACACGCCGGAAAUGAUAUUCACACAGUUUCAGGAGGUUGUUUUCUACUUUGAUGAUUUGUACUGCGUGUGGAUACUAAUCAUUGUCGGUUGGUUGAUCAGUGCCGUGUGCUUUCUGAGCGAAAUCGGAUGGGAAGCGUGGAAGCAGCGGAAAAUGAGACCAACGGCAAGGAAAUUUAAUGUGGCACGAAAGUAUCGUUUAGUGUUGGGGUGGUUCAAUGUACGAUAA